This is a messenger RNA of Morus notabilis, 910 nucleotides long. Its product is annotated as ubiquitin-conjugating enzyme E2 27. Bases 133 to 720 code for a protein of 195 amino acids. NCBI's taxonomy places the organism in Eukaryota, Viridiplantae, Streptophyta, Magnoliopsida, Rosales, Moraceae. The record is from RefSeq and is a predicted model, not a curated record. The transcript is spliced from 6 exons. Gene Ontology annotation, cellular component: nucleus. Gene Ontology annotation, biological process: protein polyubiquitination; proteasome-mediated ubiquitin-dependent protein catabolic process. Gene Ontology annotation, molecular function: protein binding; ubiquitin conjugating enzyme activity.
AUAUAUAUAUACACACUCUCUCUCUCUCACACAUGUAUUCCUCUAUAUACACACAUAUUUCGUAACAUUAACAAUCGGUUUUCCUCUUCCUCUUUCCACUUCUGCAAAUCGAAUAAUCCGAAGAAGAAGAAGAUGAUAGACUUCGCUCGAGUUCAGAAGGAGCUUCAAGAAUGCGGCAAGGACGUGGAGGGCUCCGGCAUCAGAGUCGCCCCCAAGUCCGACGCCACUCUCGCUCGCCUCGUCGGAACCAUUCCCGGCCCUAUCGGAACCCCCUACGAAGGCGGCGUCUUCCAGAUCGAUAUCACCUUACCGGAUGGGUAUCCUUUUGAGCCUCCCAAAAUGCAGUUUUCGACUAAAGUUUGGCAUCCUAAUAUCAGCAGUCAAAGUGGAGCUAUUUGCCUUGAUAUCUUGAAGGAUCAGUGGAGCCCGGCUCUCACUUUGAAAACAGCUCUUCUUUCUGUACAAGCAUUGCUUUCUGCUCCAGAACCUGAUGAUCCUCAAGAUGCUGUGGUGGCAAAACAGUAUCUUAAAGACUAUCAGACCUUUAUCAGCACUGCUCGGUACUGGACAGAAACCUUUGCCAAGACAUCGUCGCGUGGGAUUGAAGAGAAGGUGCAAAAACUUGUAGAGAUGGGCUUCCCUGAAGCGCAGGCGAGGACUACUUUGGAAUCUGUUGGUGGUGAUGAGAACUUGGCUCUUGAGAAGCUUUGCUCCGGUUAAGAGUUUGAAACAGCUGAUAGCAGAUUUAAUCUUGUUUUGCAGCGUAAGAGCUACAUCCAUCAAACUUUCACCUAAUGGGCAAGUUACUUUUGGAGCUCCGGCACAAGGAGGGAUUGUCAAAUAUUAAUUGCAUUACAGUGUUGAGAAUUGCAAAUUUCAUUUGUGUCAAAUCUCUUUUAUUAUUUUCUAA